AUGUUUCGUCAAACGACAUCCUCAGGUGGCGAAACAAUCAAUGCUGUCCUCCUGAAGCUGUCGCCAGACUUUGAAGAGCUAUGCGAACUGAGGACCAAGGUAGCUACCACUCGUGCUGCAGACGCCUUGUUCGACGGACAAGCAGGACUCAACGCGUGGCAGACGAGGCGCCACCCAGAAAGGCUCCUCCUCGACAUCCUGCGACCAUCGAUCGCCGCCCUCGACGCCGAGACUGACAUCCUCAAUAUCGUGCCCAAUGAAGACGGCAGUCCGCCGCGCAUCCUCGACCUCACCCCCGCACCGAGCGCCUUCACCGUCGCGGCGGCCAGACGCAACCCGCACGCGCUGAUCAGCGGCCUCGUCCGCCCCGGCGCGGUCGCCGACAUGCGCGAGGUGCCAGAGUACACGGACGACCCGAGGCCGCCGCAUGCGAUUUCCGAGAUGGCGCUGCAUGUGCUGGGGCCGGACGCGUGGGGCCGCGUCGUGCCGAUCUCUGCGACGGACCGCAGUCGACACCCUGGAGAUGCGAGCGGGGAGCUGCUGCUCGAGGCGGGGGCCAGUCGGCCGGGACGGCAACCGCAGCAGCAGACCAACAACUUACCAACCAUCCACGUCCAGAACGUCCAAGACGUCGUGCGCAUCUCGGACGAGGCGGUUGGGUCGGACAGCCAAGUGUCCCUCAUCCGCGAGGCGGCCAUGUCGGCGACGGACCCGUUCCAGGGCCAGCGGUUCGAUUUUGUGUUUGCGAGCGCCGGUGGCGAGGUCGGCCCCCGGCCGCCCGCGCAGACGGAAAGGAAACUAUUCCGCGCCCGGUGCGAGGUCAGGCUGCAGGCGGCGCAGCUGAUACUGGCAUUGAAGCGCUUGCGGGCGGGCGGGCGGCUGGUGGUCAUGUUCCGCAAGGUGGAGGCGUGGUCGACGAUACGGGCGCUGCUGUUCCUGGCGUACGAGUCGUCGCUGGCCGGGGGCAGUGCCAGCCUGCACAAGUCGGUGGGCGGUCCGCCGGGGGCCGGGGAUGUGACGGGGCGCAUGGAAACGGCCCGGUCUGGGUUUUACCUGGUCGUGCGGCGCUGCACGUCUCUCAGUGAGUGUGGCGCCGGGUUGGUGUCGGACAUGAUGGCGCGGUGGAAGGCGGCGACGGUCGGGUCGGACGACUUGUUUGCCAGCGUGGAGGACUGUCCGGAUGCUGGAGGAGCGGAGAGGAUCUUUCGGGACCAGGAGUUCAAGGAGUGGUUUUUGGAUAUGGCGACGCCGUUGUGGAGGGCGCAGGCAGAAGGGUUGAGGGAUGUGUUGAGGCGGGUAGGCGAGUUGUAA
Molecule: messenger RNA, 1311 nt
Organism: Pyricularia pennisetigena
Lineage: Eukaryota; Fungi; Ascomycota; Sordariomycetes; Magnaporthales; Pyriculariaceae
Exons: 3
Coding region: 1-1311 (436 amino acids)
Source: RefSeq, a predicted model, not a curated record